UUUCCUUGGCUGGAAAGUUGUGCUUUAUGCGCAGCACCUGUUGUGCCGUCAGUUGCCAGUCUCCAAAAACCCAACCCUGUUCGCGCAGCGAUAUUUUAUCUCGGUGUCCCAAGUUAUGACUCUUGACUGCGCCAGACAACAGAUCUCGUCUCGGUGUUGCGGAUACUUUUCUCUGCUCGGACUGUAUCGGGUUGCUGGACUCCCUCGCAGUCUCUGUGUGUGAGAGAGCUGCGGGUCUAAUGCGUAAAGAUCUGCCGGGAUUCAUAGCACGGAGUGUAGAACGCACCACGAGCGCGCAUUUGAGCCGGAAUGCAUCUGUGCAUUUUUGAUCAUCCUGUGCCAUAGAUGAUAUGCGUGCAUAAAGGCGAUUUUCCAACCAUGUUGCCGGGAUUUUAAUUGCUUAAACUUCCCUCAGCUCAAAUAUUCGACUUUCAACAGCGCCAACAGGUGCGCACUCGAACUGAGCAGCAGAAACAAGUUUGGGAGACUUGGAGAGGAUUUGUUCUCAUUCAUCAGUUGCUUGCGGUCCUUAUUUUUCAUAAGGAAGAGCUGACUGUUAAGAUUAUGUGGAUUUUACUCAUCGCUUUUACACUCCAAAUGUGUCCAAAACAGCAUUUUUGCCCCGUUCAUGACGCAUGUUUGUGGUGAUCCUGACCAGAUUACAGCUUUGUGAUCGCGAACCACCACUUAUCCAAAUGAUCCUUUUAUUACUAUUCCUUCUUGCAUCGCUUCUCCAGCAACAUGGCACCGACACUGAAUCCAGUAAUGUCAGCAAAUUUCAACUUUCAAGUGUAAAGGAGCCAAACGGAGUGCAGGAGUCAGUUCAGGAAAAGGUUUUAACUGUUUCUGGAGAGGGAAUGAUCCACAGCCCAGACUUCCCACACACCUAUCCCAGAAGCACCAUGUUGGUCUGGAGACUGGUGGCAGCCAACAGCAUGAGGAUCCAGCUCACAUUUGAUGAGAGAUUUGGUCUGGAGGAUCCUGAAGAUGGAAUAUGCAAGUAUGACUUUGUGGAGAUAGAGGAUCCCGCCGAGAAGACGAUCCUGGGUCGCUGGUGUGGCUCACAGUCUGUUCCAAUAGGUCAAAAAUCCAAAGGCAGCCAAAUCAUUGUUCGCUUCAUCUCAGAUGAAUACUUCCCCUCAGAGCCAGGAUUCUGCCUCCACUACUCUCUGCUUCCUGUGAGCGUAGCAGAGCCAGAAGUCCCCGCAGUUCUGCCUCCGUCCCUGCAGGGCGUGGAGGAGCUGUCAGAGGCGGUGGCCGUGCUGAGCACAGUGGAGGAUGUCAUGAAGUAUCUGGAACCAGAGCGAUGGCAGCUGGAUAUGGAGGAGUUAUACAAACCCACGUGGCACGUUUUGGGCAAAUCUUUCAUCCUGAACAAGAAGACCCGAGGAGCCGAUCUCAAUCUGCUGAGGGAGGAAGUCCGGCUGUACAGCUGCACGCCGCGCAACUACUCGGUGUCUCUGCGAGAGGAGCUGAAAAGGACAGAUGUCAUUUUCUGGCCCAGCUGCCUCCUUGUCAAACGCUGCGGUGGAAACUGUGCCUGCUGCUCUCAUCACUGCUCCGACUGCCAGUGCACGCCUGCCAGGGUCACAAAGAAAUACCACGAGGUCCUUCUGUUGAAGCAUCGAAGCGGCGCCAGAGGCCUGCAGAAGUCCAUGGCGGAUGUGGCUCUGGAUCACCAUGAAGACUGCUCCUGUGUCUGUAAAGAUGACUUGGACUGACGUCGGAUGUGCCUAAAAGCUGCCGACGGAAGCCCCCAGAACAUCAGAAAUGAGCUCCGGCUGCCGUUCUCCAUCUCGUCUGCCUCCGUGGCGGCGCUAACAAGAUUCUUCUUUCACACUCAUGUCCUGUCACUAAUUGGAUGAAGCCGAACAGACUGGAGUAUAAUAACUCUUCUGAAUGGAUGUGACCAUUGGGGACUAGAGGAACAGAGACACUGGAGCAGACGGGGACUAUUACCAAACAGCUCCAGAGAUAUAUUUAAAAAAAGAAAAAUGUUUAGUGUGGAUGGUUACAACCAAGGGAGAAUCUUCUUUAAGUACUUUUUACUGUGUGUAAGUGAGCUGGCUCAAGCCGUUUAUUUUAGCUCCUCCAGCUUCGCUUGUUUUCACCAUCAAGGCAACAGGAAGUGGUUCUGACCGUCGUUUUCGUUCGCCACCUCUGGGCUUUGCUGCAGAUUUAACCAAUUGCAAAAUACAAUGGCGACCGCAUUAUGUGUAAAUAUUUUAUAUAUAUAUUUUGAAACCAAAGAUUCUCAAGGAGAAAAUGUUGCGCAUUAUAAAUCAGUUGAACGAUGUAAAGAAAACAUCUCUGUGAUCCAUUUCAGCGAAACCAAAUCUGCUUGAGAGAGGAAUUUGUUGCAUUAAGUUUUUUUUUUCUUAAUAAGUGUUCAUAGUAAAUAUUUAUUUCUUGAAUGAAAAUGCAAUUUAGGUCCAAUGUCUGCUGCAUUUUUGCUGUACAGUAGCUUUAGUUUCUGUUUUCUAUUCUUUGUCGUUUUUACUUUGCAAUUUCACUGUGGGUGUUUUAAAUUUUUUCCUCUUUUUUUAUUUGAACACCAAAGUUAUUUAACUUUACUGUUGGAAUAAAUGUUUGUGCAUUUUCUAGUACUGAGGUUGAAAAAUCUAUUUUUUCAAAAUUUCUUCUUGGAUAAGAACUUCUUGUCAAAAUGAAGCAGGAACGAAUGGAAAACUCAUCUAAAAGGCUAACAAGCAGAGAAAGCGGGUUUAUCUACAGCCUGUCGCACCAAAUAAAUAUUUUAUAACUAAAAAAACCCAAAAAAACAGCAAUAAAUUGUAAUAUUUUUGUAGCUUAAUGUUUAAAACCUUUAAGGAAGUAUAAAUGGCAUCAAUAUUUGACUCCAAACACAUCAGAUUUUUUAGGGCCGGAUGGAUAAAAGGGUUGAAUCAGUCAACUGUGAGUUCAGUAAGCAGUGUCAUGAAAUUAUUAAUAUAAAGCUUUCACAGGAACUCAGGGGACAAAGGGAUUAGUAAUUUAUUUUUUAAUCAAUUGAAAUUGCAUCCCAGGUUAAUAUGAGUCUCUUUCCUUAUUCUGGUAUACAGUACAUUGGAUUGUGUGAAUGACGAUUAAAGAAGUUUUAAACUGUA
This is a messenger RNA of Fundulus heteroclitus (mummichog), 3104 nucleotides long. It is a transcript of the gene pdgfc, whose product is annotated as platelet derived growth factor c. Gene Ontology annotation, biological process: positive regulation of phosphatidylinositol 3-kinase/protein kinase B signal transduction; positive regulation of protein autophosphorylation; positive regulation of MAP kinase activity. The coding region runs from base 636 to 1721 and encodes 361 amino acids. The transcript is spliced from 6 exons. NCBI's taxonomy places the organism in Eukaryota, Metazoa, Chordata, Actinopteri, Cyprinodontiformes, Fundulidae. The record is from RefSeq and is a predicted model, not a curated record. Gene Ontology annotation, cellular component: membrane. Gene Ontology annotation, molecular function: growth factor activity; platelet-derived growth factor receptor binding.